Molecule: messenger RNA, 3628 nt
Organism: Maniola jurtina (meadow brown)
Lineage: Eukaryota; Metazoa; Arthropoda; Insecta; Lepidoptera; Nymphalidae
Gene: Ack-like
Product: activated Cdc42 kinase-like
Exons: 26
Coding region: 127-3624 (1165 amino acids)
Biological process (GO): protein phosphorylation
Molecular function (GO): ATP binding; protein tyrosine kinase activity
Source: RefSeq, a predicted model, not a curated record
UGUAGUGAGCUUUUGUUACUGGUCGGUGGUAGUGAGUAGCCACAGAUUAGUAGGGAUGCUACGUGUCGAACUUUUUUAUUAUUUUUAUGUAGGAUUUUCUGAAUUUCGUUUUUGUAUUUCAUUUCUAUGAUCAUGGACAACAUCGCUGACGAUCAAGAGAACUUGAGAGAUUUCCUCGAAGAAGCAGAGCUUCAGCAGUAUUAUGAAUUAUUUAGGGAUAUACUAAAAGUUAGUAAAUUGUCACAGUUAAAGUUUGUUGCAAUUGAAGACUUAGCACAAAUAGGUCUGUCAAGGCCUGAACAAAGAAGAUACAAGAAAGUUUACUCAAAGUUCUUCCCGAAUUCCUAUAUAACUAAGUUAAAAAAGCUACUUAAUGUUAGCAAGAGAAGUGAACUGAACAAACAUGGUCAAAUUUUUAUGCCUAUGGACUUUCAAUCCUUUACCGACUUGAACGUAAAAGUUCCUACUAAGCAUAUAAUAUCUAUUGAGGAUAUCACAAUCAACAAAGAGCUUGGUAUGGGGCAAUUUGGCGUGGUCCAACAAGGCACUUGGACAACUGGAAAUCAAAGACUGCAAGUUGCGAUUAAAUGUUUAGGAAAUGAACGUAUGACGUCAAAUUCGACAGAGUUUCUCAAAGAGGCCGCUGUGAUGCAUAGUAUAGACCACCCCAACAUUGUGCGACUGUAUGGCGUUGUCUUGCACCUGGACUCUUUAAUGCUGGUCACUGAGCUGGCACCACUGCGGUCGCUUCUGGAGUGCCUCCGCGAGGUCACCCUGCGCAGUAACUUUUCGGUGGUGGUCCUCUGCAAUUUCGCGGAGCAAAUCUGUGAUGGAAUGACUUAUUUGGAGAACAAAAGACUGAUACACAGGGACUUGGCGGCGCGGAAUAUAUUAGUGUUUAGCAAAGAUAGGGUAAAAAUCUCAGAUUUUGGCCUGUCUCGAGCCUUAGGCGUCGGGAAGGAUUACUACCAGACAAACUACAAUGUGAAUCUCAAAUUACCUGUCGCUUGGUGUGCACCAGAAUGUAUUCUAUACUUAAAAUUUACCUCAUCGAGUGAUGUCUGGGCAUUCGGCGUGUGCUUGUGGGAAAUGUUCACUUACGGGUUCCAACCGUGGGCUGCCUUCUCUGGUCAACAAAUACUUGAAGCAAUAGAUGCGCCCAAUUUCCAGCGCUUGGAGAGACCGGAGUGCUGUCCCGACGCAUAUUACUCGUUGAUGCUGGAGUGCUGGUCGCAUGAUCUCAAUAAUCGGCCGAAGUUUAAAGACUUGUGCACAAAGUUACGCCAGAUCAGGCCUGACGAAGUUCAAGCCACUGUCAGUUACAAGAAACCGGAAGAUGGCAGACGAUGUAACUUCCUCGAAUAUAAAGUCGGGCAAAGGAUAACCGUCCUAGCAAGGGAGAGUUUCACCAAAUCCGCAAUGUGGUACGGAGUUCUUCCGGGUGGCGCUUGCGGUUUCUUCGAUCCUAACCACACAAAACCGUACUUCAAUAAUGAGCGCGGGGCUUUCGUCCCUGGUUCACUGUCACCGCAUCCAAAUCGUAACUCCUCACGAUCCAUUCGCUCCUCGCUGCUGAGGAGCGACGUCAAACGUCACACAUUCACGGGCAAACGCACUAUAGAAAGGAGCAUGAUAUCGAGUCCACAGGGCGAAGUCAAGCAUACGGGCCACGUUGGGCUCGACGGGGCUUACUUCGGUGACCUAUCUUUCUUGGAUCCGACUGGAUGUCCUCCCCGCCAGAUUGUGACUCCGUACAAGCCAUCGGAAGACUUGGAGGAAGUUCCGCUCAUCAACCCCAAUUCGCCGUCUCAUUUGACUGCGACCACGUCUACCUCACCUUAUCCGCUAUUGAGCUCAAACAAACCUAGAAAGGACUGCGACGAAGUGGACUUGUCUUACGACGACGGAAGAUCCAAAGGUUCAAAGAAGCCACAUAAGUCAAUUUUAGAAUCUGCAACUAGUAAAAGUCUCCUUAGCAAGGUGAAAAGCGCUACAUUAGGCCGAUCGCAUAAAACUGAAGACUUUACGAGAAACGAUGAAGUCCACGAGUACCAUGAAAUAUCUGAUACUGACACGGAAAGUCUAGCGGCGGAAAUGAGAGGCGAAGGUUUUCCUGAAAGUCCCGGAAUUAUACAAAAGGGAUGUACCGACUUCAGCCAAAGCUUACUGGACGAGAUGGAAACCAUAUUCCGGAGUCUCGAUGACAGACAGGAUGAUGACGUCAGAACUAAACAGAACGAGAUUGAAGCGGCACUAAGAGCACACACGCUAAGUAAAAAGAAAGGUUUUUCUGGAACGAUGAAGCCCAUGUCAGCGCACGAUGAAAAAACCUUGGAGACGGCUGUGGCUCUUGCUAAUGAAAUAACCUCUCGGUCUAUGAACGAUUUGGAAAGUGACCAAAAGCCCCUCACGUCGCCAUGCGAACGAUCCAAAUUCCCGUUCAAGUUCCCGCUCGUAUCAUCACUGCACCAUGUCACCAGUCACGAUACUGAUAAGGAGGCUUCUGAUAAAGCUGAACGCCGUAAUUUUAGCGAGGAAGCUAAGAGCGUCCCAGACAUUCAGGCCACGAUAACCAAGGAAUGUAAACAAGCGUACGAGAGUUUAAUCGAGAAACCAACUCCAGCGUCGUCUCUGAUCUCGCAAAUAGGCCAAGACUUGCCAAAUACUGUGCCAAAGACCGACUACAAAUUGUCGACAAUACCGAAGCCUGCGCCGCGACAGAAUGUCGGGCAAUUCCAUUCGCUACAGAAACAAAUACCAUACCAAACCAGAAGUCUCGCCGCGGAACUAUCAGACGCACUUUCAAAAGAUAAUGCUGAUAAUGUAAACCUGAUACCGCUGCCGCCACGAGGAAGCAAACCAAAACUAGUCGACAAACCAAGGCAUUUUAGAAAAUAUCCACUAAAAUUACCCACCGAAGCCGCUGGCAUUGAGAAAGCACCUAUAAUUACACCUCCUCAAGAGAAAGUGCCAUCAGUCAUCUAUCAGAACACAGUUAGUUGUUCAAUUCCUCUAAGGAAGGUCGAGGUUAGAACGUCAGAACGUAAGGUACCAGCAGUUAACGCUGGUGUCGAUGUUUUCGACGGUCCUGAACCCGUCAAAGUUCAUACAAAUCCGUUCACGGCUGGCCCCAAUAGUGAAAACGUUUCCCAAAACGUACCCGGACCGAGUUCAGUAAACCCUUUCAAAUGCUAUCUCGAAGAGGAUACUUUCGAACACGCAUCAUCUGAUGAUGAAACUGAAACAGAAGGGAACGCUGAAAAGGAUUUUGAAAAAGUUUCACUAACUAAAGACCAUGUGUCGGUCGAAGACUUACUGGAAUUCGCUGAUCAAAAACCGUCAGCGAGGCAACGCGGUGUUGAAUCUGACGAAGUUAGAAUUAUGAACAAAGUGCUCAAGCAGCUGGUGACACCCGAAGAAUGUCUCCAAGCUUUAGAAUUCAGCGAUUGGAACGUCCACAUAGCCAUUAAACUGCUAAGGGUCAAGAUAUCAGUAGGCGAUGCUGCUCCUGUGACCUUCGAAGAUUGCCGGCGUGAGCUGGAAACUGCGGACGGCGAUAUAGUUAAGGCGUCUACUGUACUUGUAUUAUGUAAUAAAAACAGCAAGAACUAUCCCGACGUUUAAUUUC